Messenger RNA from Staurois parvus, 597 nucleotides. NCBI's taxonomy places the organism in Eukaryota, Metazoa, Chordata, Amphibia, Anura, Ranidae. The record is from the annotation of a GenBank genome assembly.
AGGGUAGAAAACCCACCAUUCUUUGAUGUAAAGCCAUCACCAGUAGAUGUUCCCGUAGGAGACCCUGCAGAAUUUGAGUGCCAUGUGACAGGAACACAGCCUAUCAAACUGACUUGGACCAAAGAAAGCAAAGAAGUCAAAACUGGAGGAAAUUACAAGGUUACUCAACUGGAGAAUACAACAAAACUCACAAUUCUAAAGACAGACAAGGCUGAUUCUGGCCAAUACACAUGUUCUGCCACCAAUGAUGUUGGAAAAGAUUCUUGCAAUGUCAAUCUUAAUGUACAAGAACGGAAACUGCCUCCAAAUUUCACUAAAAAGUUUUCUGAAACUGUUGAGGAGACAGAGGGCAACUCAUUCAAACUGGAAGGCCGUGUUGCCGGCUCACAGCCACUGAUUGUUUCUUGGAGCCGAAAUAACCAGGAAAUCCAGCAAUCAGUUAACAGUGAAAUCUCUUUCAAGAACAAUGUGGUGCUACUUCAGAUUAAGAAUUCCAGCCAGGAAGAUGCUGGCCUAUAUACUUGCAAGGUGUCAAAUGAUGCUGGCAGUGCACUUUGCACUUCUUCAGUACUUAUCAAAGAACCUAAGAAACCUCCA